Molecule: messenger RNA, 3896 nt
Organism: Schistocerca nitens (vagrant locust)
Lineage: Eukaryota; Metazoa; Arthropoda; Insecta; Orthoptera; Acrididae
Product: zinc finger protein 83-like
Exons: 6
Coding region: 136-1908 (590 amino acids)
Biological process (GO): regulation of transcription by RNA polymerase II
Cellular component (GO): nucleus
Molecular function (GO): RNA polymerase II cis-regulatory region sequence-specific DNA binding; DNA-binding transcription activator activity, RNA polymerase II-specific
Source: RefSeq, a predicted model, not a curated record
AUACGGCACAGUGUUCUGUCUUGCUGUAAGAACUUUGGUUCUGCUGAUGCCUGAUGAGUGUUGAUAAUCUGAUACCAUCGCUGGGCUUUGAGGAAAUUGGUGUGCUACAACCUUCAGGCGUGUAGAACUGCAGCUAUGGACCAGAAGCCACGUGUGUGGAUGAAAAAAGAGGAAACAGAUGAAGUACCAGCUGAGUCAGGCUCCAUGUUUCCUGAAGACCCACUAAAGAAUGAAGAGCCUAGUGUUCGGGUAAAGCAAGAUUCAGAACUGAAACAUCAUGUGGAUGGCUCUGAUCUUAAUUUUGUCAAAUAUCCAUUGGGAAUCUCUUGGUCCACUGAUUUUAUCAAGGAGGACCCUGAACUAAAUGUGGAAGUCAGUGUAAGUGAGAAUAUUGUGGCAACCUCAACAAGGUAUGCAUCAAAUAGUUCAAGACUGAUUCAAAGUACUGGUGGGAGCUGUGGCAUUUCGUUUGAAGAAACUGUUCAUCAUGGACUGGUGAAGAAUGAGGUUGAGAGAGGCAGAGAGAAGACAGCACAUGAGUGUGGUACUCAUACACAAGAAUUAACUAUGGACGAUGAUAGCUCGCUUAGUGCCACAUAUGAAUGUAGUAUGAGGAAAAAGGAAUUCAAUGUAUUUAGUUGUAAUUUCUGCCUACAGAGCUUUCCUUCAAAAUACAGACUCAUAAUGCAUGUGUUCAUGCACAUUGAUGGCAUACAACCUCCUAUGUAUGUUUGCAAAUGGUGUGGUGAGGUAUUUCAGAGUAAUGUUAACUUGAAAAAACAUUUGAGAAUGGGUGAGAAUUGUCGAUUACUAACUGCUGGCAAUCAUGAGAGUGGCUGUAGUGGUGAACACUCAAACAGUGUUCUCUUAGGUAGUGAACCAGAAGAUUCUCCCACAGAACACACUGAGCAAUCUUCACAUAAGAAAUCUUUGAAGGCUACAAAAACGUUCUUAAAUGACACAUUUAACGCCCGCAUGACACAUGAUUCGGUGAAACCGAGUGGUCAUAGAAUUUUAUCUUCAGCUGGUGCCCACGCUUUUCUACUUGCCACAAACAGACCCCAUGAAUGUAAUAUUUGUGGCAAAUCGUUUGCUGUGCGAGGUAAUCUCAACAAUCACAAAUUAAUUCACACAGCAGAGAAACCUUACAAAUGUGAUAUUUGCGGCAUUUCUUUUGCUAGGUCAGGUUACCUGAAGCGACAUAGUUUGUUACACACUGGGGAGAGACCCCAUGAAUGUACAAUUUGUGGCAAAUCAUUUGCUAGGUCAUGUCUUCUCAAGCGACACAGUUUGUUACACACUGGGGAGAGACCCCAUGAAUGUACAAUUUGUGGCAAAUCAUUUGCUAGGUCAUGUCUUCUCAAGCGACACACUAUGUUACACACUGGGGAGAGACCCCAUGAAUGUUCUAUUUGUGGCAAAUUUUUUGCUAGUUCACAUUAUCUCCAGAAACAUUCACUAAUUCACACUGGAAAGAAACAUUACAAAUGUAAUAUUUGUGGCAAAUCGUUUUCUGCAUUGGGUAAGGUCAAGAGACAUUCAUUAAUUCACACUGGAGAGAAACGAUACAAAUGCGAUAUUUGUGGCAAGUUUUUUGCUAGGUCAGGUUAUCUUAAGCAACACACAUUCAUGCACACUGGGAAGAGACCUCACAAAUGUAAUAUUUGUGGCAAAUCUUUUGCUUGGUCAAUUUGUCUCAAGAGACAUUCAUUAAUUCACACUGGAAAGAAAUCUUACAGGUGUAAUAUUUGUGGCAAAUUUUUUGCUAUUUCAAGUUAUCUCCAGAAACAUUUAUUCAUUCACACAGGACAGAAACGUCACAAAUGUAAUACUUGUGGCAAAUCGUUUGCUGAGUUGGGAAAGCUCAAGAGACAUGCGUUACUUCACAUCAGAAAGAAGCCACAAUGAAGUAUAACCUCGAGCUGAUACUUUUCUCUGGUUGGUGCCCUGAAUGCCUAUAGAAUAAAGGAUAAUUGCAGACACACAUUAAAUUUGUGAUGCCUGUAAAAUAACAUUAAAAUGUGCUAGAACUGUGAAAAUUAUGCAACAGUGUCUACUAUACAUAGGUCACAGAUAGUGACAAUAUAAAAAUCCUUAACAUGAAAUGUCAUGAAUUUGCAGUACCAAACUGUAGACAGAAAUGUCAUUUAUGCUGCUGUUUUUCCUAUUGAAUAAAUCCUUAAGUUAUGUCAGUAAUUAUAAGCACCACAAAGUAUUCACUGUAACCCAAAGGAAGCAUGAUGCAUUUGCUUGUUAGCCAAAAAAUACACUGCUGGCCACCGUAAAUGCAACACCCUGAAGGAAGCAUCCGAAUCAAGUGAAAUUUACACCAUGGGUUUGCAGCGAUGAGAUAUGCAACUGAUUAGAAUUUCAGCGCAGAUGCACAUCACGCGCAUCUGUGACGCCACCUCAUAGCGCCAUUUAAGCCUUGGCGAUUUCGACGAGUGUACGUUCGGCACAUGUGUUUACCUUGUGGUUGUUUCACAAGACGAUCAGCUAUGCCUUGUAGACAACAGCGAACAUCUUUUGAUCAAGUAUCCGAGUUCGACAGAGGAAGGAUAGUGGCUUACCGAGAUCGUGGAUUAUCAUACAGAGAAAUUGCUAGUCGUGUUGGACGAAACCAAACAACUGUAAUGUGGAUAUGUGGCCAUUGGAUGCAGGAGGGUACGAAGGACCGACGUGGUCGAUCGCAUUCACCUCGGUGCACCACUGCACGUGCUGAUAGGCAAAUUUUGCGCAUGGCAGUAACGGAUCACUCCGUGACAUCCUGAACCAUAGCACAGCACAUUGCGUCUGUAACGCAUCAUCCAGUGUCUGUGCGUACCAUUCGACGCCAUUUACAGCAGAGUGGUCUGUCCGCAAGACAUCCAUUGCUUCGUCUACCAUUGACCCUGAACCACAGACUUCUCCGUCGCCAAUGGUGUGAUGACAGAUGGAUGUGGACGGCAGAAUGGAAUGAUGUUGUCUUUACUGACAAGGCACGCUUCUGUCUGCAGCACCACGAUGGUCGGAUUCGAGUGUGGAGACACCGUGGAGAGAGGAUGCUGGACAGCUGCAUUAUGCACCGCCACACUGGUCUUGCACCGGGUAUUAUGGUAUGGGGUGGUAUUGGAUAUUACUCUCGCACGCCUCUAGUACGCAUUGCCGGUACUUAAAAUAGCCGGCGCUACAUCUCAGGUGCUGGAGCCAGUUGUCCUUCCUUACCUUCAGGGCUCGGCCACAGCCAUAUUUCAACAGGAUAAUGCGCAACCACACGUGGCACGCAGUGUCCAAAGGUUCUUCGUCAAUAACCAGAUUGAAUUGCUUCCCUGGACGGCUUGCUCUCUGGAUCUUUCGCCGAUAGAAAACGUGGUCCAUGGUUGCUCAAUGAGUGACCCAGAUUACAUCCCCAGCUGCCACACCAGAUGAUCUUUGGCAACGUGUGGAAGCUGCUUGGGCUGCUGUACCCCAGGAACACAUCCAACGUCUCUUUGACUCAAUGCCAAGACGUGUGGCAGCGGUGAUCUCCAACAAUGGCGGCUACUCUGGCUACUGAUUCUGGCAGGAACCACAUGUCACAAACGUCUGUAAACGUAAUCAUUUGAUACUUGGUCAACAUGUUAUCUACAAAAUAAGUCUUGUUGUGCUACCUCUUGUUUUUCUUGGUGUUUCAUUUACUGUGGCCAGCAGUGUAGUUAUUAUGACACAUGCAGCUCUGCAUUAUAUGUUCAGUGACAGCAAAAUAUAUUCACAGCACAUCAUUCAGUCUAGUAAACUAAACUGGAGAUUAUUGGGAUUGAUGACCCAAUAGCUUGGUCCCUUUACUCCCCAAACUAGCCAACCAGAAAUGAUUAUGGCAAUUAUGUUAUUCAGGUAUGCUUUGUCAAGAGAUGUGCAUUGUAUGCAAUUAAUAGUAU